AAAGGCUAUUACUGACCUUCACAAUAAUAAAAUGUGUAACCAGAUGGACAUUGAAAAAUACUAAGUAUUUAAAUUAAUUAUUUAAAGAGUAGGGACAAAUUCUGACCAGCUAAAAUUGUCAUCAUUAACAAAAACAAUUCAUAAUGUCAUCCAAUCAUAUGGUUUAGAUCUACGGCUCCCAUUGCAAGCGAUGAAAAACAAGCAAGGUGUCUUGUAAAAAAUGACAGAUAUCAGCUAAUUCUGUCACAGCUGUUACAAGAUAUAUGGGCAAGAUAGCUAGUGGUAAUCUUUAAUAAGAGUAAAGGUACAUUGAAGGACUUGUUAUUCUCUCCUCUGUUUCAACUUGGCAGUUUCCACAGCCAAGUUGAAAUAGAGUCAGUAUGGCUUCUCAACACAGAUGCAACCACUAUGAUGUCUGUACUGAGGCUCUGUUCUGUACAGCUACAACUGAAGCUAAAAGCCCCAGGGACAUUGUACCAUGAAAAAUUGUGCUGGACUUGAACGUGUCACACAGUGAAACAUUGUCUUUUUGGAAGCAAAGAAGAAUUUUAAAGAACUGAUGAAAGACAAAUUUACUUUCACAUCUGAAGGUAAUGGUGACCAUCAUAGCUCCCUCCAAAGUAUCUACACAACACUGAUCAUCACCCCUGGAGGGAAUGAUGGACCAAAUGAAGAACAUGAGUACAGACAGCUCAAAAACACUCAGAGAGAUCAGCCAUUGUCUGACAGUUCAGUCAGUCUCAGUGAGAUCUUCAAAUUGGGACCUGACCAAGAGAAACCCAACAGAACAGUCCUGACGAAGGGAAUUGCAGGCAUUGGAAAAUCAUUUGCAGUUCAGAAGUUCAUCCUUGACUGGGCCGAGGAGAAAGCAAACCAAGAGGUUGAUUUUGUUUUCAGUCUUGCUUUCCGAGAAUUGAAUUUGAGUAAAGGAGAGAAAAGUCUCCAUGCGCUGCUGACUGAGUUUCACCGAGCUCUCCAGCAUCUAAAAGAUUACCAGAGUUAUGCCAAAUCUAAGAUUAUAGUGAUCCUCGAUGGUCUGGAUGAAAGCAGACAUCAGCUGGACUUUGAAAACUCAACCAGGGUAACUUCUCUUAACGCUGUAACAUCUAUAGGGGGUCUUGUUGUGAACCUGAUCCAGGGUAACCUCCUUCCUGAUGCCAACAUCUGGAUAACUUCCCGUCCAGCAGCAGCCAGUCAGAUCCCUGAAGAAUAUGUCGAUAUGGUGACAGAGAUAAGAGGGUUCACCGAUGCUCAGAAAGUCGAAUAUUUCCAAAGGAGAUUUAGAGAUGAUUCUGGUCUCACUGACAGAAUAACAACUCACAUUCAGUCCUCACAAAACCUUGACAUUAUGUGCCAGAUCCCAGUCUUCUGUUGGAUUUCUGCCGUCUUAUUUCAGGAAGUUUUUGACAAAAAGGAAGAGACAGAAAUCCCCCAAACUCUGACAGAGUUAAUGGCAUAUUUCCUCUUUGCUCAGAUAAAACGAAGAAGCAGAAAGUAUGACAGGAACCCUGAGAAAAACAGAGAGAAGCUCCUGAAGACUCACAGAGAAUUUCUUCUGAAACUCGGGAAGCUAGCAUUUGUCCAGCUUCAAGAAAACAAACUCAUCUUCUACGAGGAAGAUCUGGAAGGCUAUGGCAUUGACAUAGCAGAAGCAUCCAUCUACUCUGGUUUAUGUAACACAGUUCUACGGGAAGAGGAUGUCUUCUCCCAGAAAAAGAUCUUCUUCUUUGUGCAUCUUACUCUUCAAGAGUUCUUCGCAGCUCUGCAUGUCUACGAAUGUUUAAAAACCAAGAAAACCAACAAGCUUAGGGACUUCCUGUCUUUGGAGGACAAAGACCUUUCUUUACUUGAUCUUUUAAAGAUGACAGUUGACAAAGUGCUGGAGAAGAAGAACGGCCACUUAGACUUUUUCUUGCGAUUCCUACUUGGCCUGAUGGUUGAACCAAACCAGAGAUUCCUUCAGGGUCUGUUGACUCCACUUGACCCAUGUGAAGAUACGGACAGGAAAAUCCUAACUUAUCUACGAUCUAUUCGAAGAAAAACCCUGUCUCCAGACAGCUGCAUCAACAUCUUCCAGACCAUGAUUGAAAUGGGAGAUCACAAAGUCAAAGAUGAAAUUCAGGACUAUCUCAAACUGUCUGACCGCUCAAAAAUGGAACUGGCUCCUUUGCAAUGCUCGGCUUUGGCCCACAUGCUGCAGAUCUCCAAGAAUGAUCUGGAUAUACUGGAUCUGAAGAGCUACAACACAUCAGAUGAUGGCAGAAGGAGGCUGAUACCAGCUGUGAGGAGCAGCAAAAAAGCUGUGCUGGCCAAUUGCAAUGUUACGGUGCAUUGGAUGGAGCAUCUGGCCUUAGCCCUUAAGUUUUCCCACUCAGCUUUGAGGGAUCUCGACUUGAGCAACAAUGACCUAAAGGAUUCAGGGGUGGAGCUCCUUUGUGACGGACUCUCCAGUAACUCUUGCAAACUGGAGACACUAAGGUUGUCUGGUUGUCUGGUCACGGAGAAAGGCUGUGAUUAUCUGGUCUCGGCUCUGCAGUCCAACCCUUCCCACCUGAUGGAGCUGGACCUGAGCUACAACCAUCCAGGAGACUCUGGAAGCAAGCGGCUCUAUCAUCUCAGGGAUGAUCCACGAUACAGGCUCAGCAUUCUCAACCUAAACUAUGGUGGGAGUCCCAGACUGAAGGCUGGCAUCAGGAAAUAUGCCUGUGAAUUCACUUUCAGCCCUGAUGCAGCACACCACCACCUGGUUUUGUCUGAAGGAAACAGGAAGGUGACAUGGGUGGAGGGGGAUCCUCCUCCUAAUCCCACAGAAAGCUCUGAUCAACACCAGCAGGUGCUUUGUGAUCAGGGCCUGACAGGCCGCCACUACUGGGAGGUGGAGGUCUCCGGAUCCUUAAGCAUUGGGGUCACACAUAAGGGAACCAUCGUCAAAGAGAAGACGGACGGUUUCAGGAUGGGGCACAAUGAAGAUUCUUGGUGUUUGGUUUGUUCUGAUGAUGGUUUCUACGUUUUGCACCACAACAAUAGAGCAGACGUGCCUUCCCUUAGAACCAGUCGGUUGGGGGUGUAUCUUGACUGGCCUGCUGGUACCCUGUCUUUCUACAGAGUUUCCUCUGACAGUCUGAUCCACCUUCAUACGUUCACAAUGGCUUUUAAAGAACCUCUCUAUCCUGCAGUUGAACUUAACAUCCAGUCAUCAGCUGUAUUCUGUCAACCAAAGUAACUAAACUGGCUACUUCUGCAGUGCAAGUUUAUUUAUUUAGCACAUUUCAGUAACAAGACGAGUCAAAGAGCAGUACAUGAACAGAAAAAACAUUACAGAGGGAAAUAUCACAUAGGAGCAGUGGCGUCUUUGGCAUGAUAAGUUAAGUUAGGCACAAAAACUCAACACUUAUACCAGCAACUAAUUUUUUUGUGAUGCACAC
This is a messenger RNA of Fundulus heteroclitus (mummichog), 3425 nucleotides long. Its product is annotated as protein NLRC3. The record is from RefSeq and is a predicted model, not a curated record. The coding region runs from base 560 to 3223 and encodes 887 amino acids. Lineage: Eukaryota; Metazoa; Chordata; Actinopteri; Cyprinodontiformes; Fundulidae. Gene Ontology annotation, molecular function: protein binding. The transcript is spliced from 6 exons.